AUGAUACAAAUCUUCCUCCUUGGCCUGUUGGCUCAUUCAACUCAUAGCCUUACAUCGAUUGGUGAAAUCAUUGAAAAUACGAUCAAGCGAAUUCCCACACAAAACACCACCCGACCACUCGAAGUUCGAUUGGGAUUCUACUUGGAGAGUAUUGGAAAUUUCAAAUCCGCUGAAAUGUCCUUUGACGUGGAUAUGUACUUGUACAUGUCGUGGAAAGAUCACCGUUUAAGGCAUCGCUCCGUCGAUCAAGUACUCGUCACCGAUGAUCGCAUUAGGAAGAAGCUUUGGCUACCAGAUCUAUAUUUUGCGAACGCAAAAGAGGCAAAAGUUCACGAGGUGACCGCUCCGAAUUUCAAUAUAUUCAUUGAUAAAGAUGGAACGAUUGCUUACUCGUGCCGGUUCACGAUGUCGAUCAGUUGCAACUUGCAACUCCGAAACUAUCCAAUGGACGUGCAAAUGUGCGGAAUUCGGAUUCUUUCUUAUGCGCACAUACAAAAGCAAAUGGACGUGAAAUGGUUUGACGAGGGGCCGAUCCGAGCAAAUCCGGAAAUUCGACUUCCCGAAUUCGAGAUCACGAAUAUUACUGCCCGUUAUUGCAAUGGAGCCUAUCGAUAUGCGGUCACUCAAAAUGGAUAUAAAUACGCUGUGCCGGCUAGGGUGACUCUCUCAUUCACGACGCUCGUUUCAUUGACAACUUUGGGUAACGGUAUGCGUUACGGUCUACCGAUGGUCGACUACGCGAAAGCUAUCGAUUUAUGGUAUGGAGAGUCUCCACAUCGUCCUCCGUAUCUCGUCGUCUACAAAGAGCCCGAAAACCAGGAUGGAGCAACGGAGUACGAUUCGGCUGAGGAAACGUUUAACGAUGGUGGGAAUCUAGGAAAUCAAACGGAUCAGAUUAGAGAAGAUGAGCUCGAGAUUUCCGAUGAUGACACGAAAAUGUGGAACAAAGCGAUGCGAAAAGACAACCCGAAUGGACUGAUCGUGUUGCCGAGAAAGCGCAAGAACAAGGACCCGCAGGAGCCAUGCACUCAAGCAUCCCGUCCGAACUCUCAACUCAUCAAUCGGGGAGUCGCCGAGAGCACGUAUGCUGUGAUGAUGUGGCUGCGUGGUUCA
Messenger RNA from Mesorhabditis belari, 1113 nucleotides. The record is from the annotation of a GenBank genome assembly. Lineage: Eukaryota; Metazoa; Nematoda; Chromadorea; Rhabditida; Rhabditidae.